Eremothecium gossypii ATCC 10895 is the source of this 2265-nucleotide messenger RNA. RefSeq names its product ATP-binding cassette permease MDL2 (gene MDL2). The record is from RefSeq and is marked provisional. NCBI's taxonomy places the organism in Eukaryota, Fungi, Ascomycota, Saccharomycetes, Saccharomycetales, Saccharomycetaceae. Gene Ontology annotation, biological process: transmembrane transport. Gene Ontology annotation, molecular function: ABC-type oligopeptide transporter activity; ATP binding; ATP hydrolysis activity. The transcript has a single exon. Gene Ontology annotation, cellular component: membrane. Bases 1 to 2265 code for a protein of 754 amino acids.
AUGUGGAGAGCGAUAAGGCCCUUUGGGGGGCUUGGCCCUGUAGCGGUGUUACAGAGGCUACCGGGCCCGCGGCACAAUGUCGCCGUGAGGCUUCAGGUGAUGUCCAGGGCCAGAUGCGGCUGGCAGUGUGUGCGUGCGACAUCUCGACUGACAGUGCCGGUGUGCAGGCAAAGCCGGGCGUACAGCGCUGCCCGUGUGGGCGGCGAGGGAACGCCUUCGCCGCGGGACAAGGAGCAUGAGCAGGAGCGCAAAGUUGAAAAGCGACCGGCGGAGCCGUCGCGCGCGCAACCCGCAAAGCCAGCCGGCUGGCACGAGGUGUUCCGGCUCUUGCGAUUGGUGAAGCCCGACUGGAAGUUGUUGCUUGCGGCGUUGGGGCUCCUCACGAUAUCUUGCUCGAUUGGGAUGGCGGUUCCGAAGGUUAUUGGGCUUGUGCUAGAUGCCACGAAAGACGCAGUCGCACAGGCAGAAAAGAACGAAACGGGCGCGCCGAUGUCUUUGCUAGACAUGCCGCCUAUCAUCGGGAACUUCACGCUAGUCGACGUGCUUGCUGCGUUUGCGGGCGCGUUGCUCGUGGGCUCCGCCGCGAACUUCGGGCGGAUGUUCCUCUUGAAAAUGCUUGGUGAGCGUUUGGUUGCGCGGCUACGUGCGCAGGUCAUCAAGAAGACGUUGCAUCACGACGCGGAGUUUUUCGACAGGAACAAGGUCGGCGACUUGAUAUCGCGGCUUGGUUCCGACGCCUACAUUGUAUCGCGCUCGAUGACGCAGAACAUUUCGGACGGGGUUAAAGCCGCGCUCUGCGGAGGCGUCGGUGUGGGCAUGAUGUUCCACAUUUCGAGCACAUUGACUUCUGCAAUGAUAAUGUUUGCCCCUCCCCUCCUCAUCGCCGCCACCAUCUACGGCAAGCGCAUUCGCGCCAUCUCGCGCGAGCUCCAGCAAUCUACAGGUAACUUGACGCGGGUGUCAGAGGAGCAGUUCAAUGGCAUCAAGACCAUCAAGUCAUUCGUCGCGGAGGGAAAGGAGAUGCGGAGAUACAACACGGCCGUGCGGAGGCUCUUCAACGUUGCAAAGAGGGAAGGUAUAACGAGCGCGACGUUUUUCAGCGGUACGAAUGUGUUGGGCGACGUGAGUUUUUUGCUUGUUUUGGCGUAUGGGUCGCACCUCGUUUUGCAGGGCGAACUAUCCCUUGGGAGCUUGACGGCGUUCAUGCUCUACACUGAGUACACUGGAAGCUCGGUUUUCGGUUUAUCGAACUUUUACUCAGAGUUGAUGAAGGGCGCUGGUGCUGCUUCGCGCUUGUUCGAAUUGACAGACUACAAGAACUCCGUGCCGUCUACCGUUGGCCAGACGUUUGUGCCGCGCGAUGGUCGCAUCGAGUUCAAGGACGUGUCCUUCAGCUACCCCACGCGGCCGACGAGCCAGAUCUUCAAGAAACUCCGCCUCACGAUAACCCCGGGCUCCAACGUCUGCAUCGUCGGGCCCUCCGGGCGGGGCAAGUCCACCAUUGCGUCCCUCCUCCUACGGUUUUACGAUGCCAACAGCGGCACCAUCCUCAUAGACGGUCAGGACAUAUCCAAGGUAAGCGCCAAGUCGCUCAGAAAACAUCUUGGCGUUGUCCAGCAGGAGCCGGUCUUGAUGUCCGGGACCAUCAGAGACAACAUCACCUACGGCCUUUCCUACACGCCCUCCAUGGAUGAGAUACGCGCAGUUGCCAAGAAGUGCUUCUGCCAUAACUUCAUCACCAAGUUCCCGGACGGCUAUGACACCGUGAUUGGGCCUAGAGGCGCCCUACUCAGCGGGGGCCAGCGCCAGCGCAUUGCCAUCGCCCGCGCGCUCAUCAAGAAACCGAAAAUCCUAAUCCUCGACGAGGCCACCUCGGCGUUGGACGUUGAAAGCGAGGGCGCCAUCAACUACACCCUCGGCAGGCUAAUGCGCAGCAAGGAGAUCACCAUCGUGAGCAUCGCCCACCGCCUCAGCACCAUACGCCGCUCCGAGAACAUCGUGGUUCUCGGCAAUGACGGCUCCGUCAUCGAGGCCGGCAAGUUUGCCGACCUAUACCGUGACGAGGACAGCGAGUUGUUCAAGCUAUUGAACGAACACGCGUCGGAGCCUGCGAAGCCCGAGGCGUCUCCAGCUCCUGCCCAGGAAGAGGCUUCCGCUCCACAGGCCGCAGACAUUCCCCGCGAUAUCGAGGGCGGAAAUCUUCGCCUAAAUGAAGAGGUCAUAAAGCAUGUGCUGGAGGACACGGCCCGUGCCCCAAUGCCUUAA